Pestalotiopsis fici W106-1 is the source of this 1290-nucleotide messenger RNA. RefSeq lists its product as uncharacterized. Lineage: Eukaryota; Fungi; Ascomycota; Sordariomycetes; Amphisphaeriales; Sporocadaceae. The record is from RefSeq and is a predicted model, not a curated record. The transcript has a single exon. Bases 1 to 1290 code for a protein of 429 amino acids.
AUGCCAGCCUACCUCUGCCACGGUUUCCGCUGGCACCGAAAGAGCAUCCGCUACUUUGUAGUGAUCCAAGACGUCGACGAUGCCGCGCCCGAGUGGAUCGUCGCGCCCAAGAGCGCCGAGGCCAUCCUGCAGUCGCUCUACGGCCUCUACGACUUCAUCCCGCCAUGUCCUGGGUCUCGCGCUGCCGACUCGCUGAGGACUUCCUCCGGUGGUCCCAACCCGGACAUGUACAAAUUCAGCCUCGACAACAGCAGCAGCGACGAGGACAAGCGCGGGCGUCGCGAGGAGGAGUUCCUGCAAAGGAAGAGAAGCCUGAGCGCCACGCGCCAGCGCAGCAUGUCGACAAGCCGAUUGCGAAAGUCUGGCAAGCGCCCCGAGACAUUACCAGUGCCUCCACGACCCAUGCUGGCGCCGCCGCCGCUAUUUUCGCCGAUUCCGCCCGAGGCCGAGAGGAAUGGCCCUUUCAACAAGUGGUCCUCCAUCAAGAUGCUCGAGGAAUACGAUCCCUCCAACGAGCUCAUCCUGAACGGGCCGUGGGCCUACCUAUCCGACUAUACUGUCCGAGUAGAUACGUCUGUGUCUGUACUCGAUGAGAUCAGGAAAUACGAGAGCAAUAUGAGAACGGAGAAAUUCAAGGCCAUGAGCGGACCAAGUGACGAGACUGGCCGAAAGAUCAACACACUUGGCGAUAGAAAUGCAGGGUGGCUCGAGAAGCUCAGAGACCAACUACAGAGGGAAGAGCCGAUCAAGUGGUAUGUGGUCAUGUGCGGCGACGAAGAGCGCAACUUUCCGAUGGGCGACAAGGAGAACCGUCCUAAUGGUAUCACGAAUGAUGUCAUUCCCGAGGAUGAAGUGGAAUUUCGUCUGCCCGAAUUCGACAACUACAGGUACGAUCGCAAGUCGGCUGUCGUCCAGCCACUUCGACUGCGGAGACUGCUUGAUUCACCUCCACCGCCACCUACGCCUCAGAUCUUUGAGCAGUUUCAGCGGACAGGACUCAAUGGCAGUUUGUCCCAACCACGGGUUGUGCCACGCCCUCAGACUCAGCCUCAACCAGAGCUUCCACAGCUAAGGAAACCUUCUGCAGAAAAACCGCCAAUAGUGCCACUCAGGCGAAGCCCGGAGAGGAAUACCCUCGGAUAUACUCCACCGCCAGAUCCUCUCGCAAAUCUUCGAGAUAUUGGUUCACGGAAAACGGCGGCUCCGUUCGAGACGCGUCCUGGUUCUCGAAAAAGUACGAUCAACUUGAAGAGGAUAUUCUCCAAAAAGCAAGUUGAGAAUUUCAUCUGA